CGGCCGCAGAAACCGUAAAAGGCUGGAGCAGGCGGAGUAGGUGUGGCUCUGCCUGCGUGAUCAGAGCCCUAGUCCGGGUCCUCGUCUCCCGCGGCUGCAUCCUCUCAGCCAUGGGCUCCGUCUGGUCAGCCCUGCUGGUCGGAGGGGGUCUGGCGGGAGCGCUUUUCGUUUGGCUGUUGCGGGGCGGCCCUGGGGACAACGGGAAGGACGGAGACGCUGCUCUUGGGGAGGCUGCGGCUGCGGGAGAAGAUCAGGAUGCUGGCGGCGGUGGGUUGAGCCCCGGAUCUCAGAAGCAAGAGCUGGUCACCAAACCAGAGCAUCUUCAAGAAAGCAAUGGACAUUUGAUUUCUGAGACCAAAGGCCGUGGUAACCUGCAGGAAGCAUCACAGGGACUGCAGAAUCCUUCCGGAGAACACUGGGACAAUGCAAGACAGCAUGCUCCUGCUAGACAGAACCCAGGCACACAUUCUGUAGCUACUUCUGAGAUUGGUAACUCCAGGGGUUACUCUCAAGUUUCAAGAAAUGAAAGCCUUGAAUCUCACACAGGAGAACAGAGAUUCCAAAAAGAACAUGACACACCCACUAAAGCAGCUACAUGUUUUGCACAGAAGAUGCCUUCUAGCAACCUGCUCAUGAACAGAGCUACAGAAGUGAGUCUUGCACGGUUGAACAGUCAGGACCUCACUGACCAUGAGGACUGGGAAAUGGUGUCUAGGCACUCAUCCUGGGGAGAUGUUGGUUUGGGUGGCAGUCUUGAGGCCUCAAUGGACUGUGGCAAAAGCACUCUUGUGGAGGCAAGAGGUUGGGAAAUGAAUGGGAAAACAAAAAAGUUUGCAGCAAUGGCUUCAGAGUCUCGGCAAGUUAACAUCAGGUUUCAGGUGCAUUACAUCACCAGCACUGAUAGGCAAUUCAUUGCAAUAACUGGAGACCAUGAGAAUCUUGGGAGAUGGAAAACUUACAUCCCACUCCACUACCACAAGGAUGGGUUUUGGUCUCAUUCUGUUUUCCUGCCAGCAGAUACAGUGGUGGAAUGGAAGUUUGUGUUGGUAGAGAAUGGGGGAGUUACUCGCUGGGAAGAAUGCAGCAAUAGACUCCUAGAGACUGGUCAUGAGGAUAAAGUGGUUCAGGGGCUGUGGGGGAUCCACUGAUUGUGCCUGCCAAAUAACAGGCUGUAGCAGAAUGUAGAGGAGGCUGAGGGUGCAGAGCACACUGAAUAAUUUAAAAUAAAGGCAGCAUGACUCCAAAUUUAGCCAUCAGAGCUGUUUUGAAUUUCCUAGUGGCUUUUGUCUAAUGUCAGAAAUGCUUCCAGUGAGCAUGGUCUUUUUCCCCCUGUGACUUGGGUUGACUGACGGGUAUUGAUAAAUCAUUACCUUGGAGCUUGGCCUUCUGGGGUGGGGGAUGGCCGCAGUGGCUUGGCUAAACUCAGGUCAGGAAGCCCAGACACUAACCAGCUACACUGGUUCAAGCUUGAGCAUUUAUAGGAGCUCUGGAGACCAUGGCAUUAAAUAAGUCUCAUUGGAAACAGCUGAAGAAACUCUCUUCACACAUUUUACAUUUAAAAUAGUUAACACCAUAUGAAACUGACCAGAAAAAUGUCUGGCCACUACGUGGGAUUAGUAAGGAUCUGAGGUAAAGUUCUGAGACUCCCCAGGUUUUUAAUCUGAUUUCUGCCAGGUGUGGGUUUGAAGUAGUAAGUAUGUUUUGGUCUUAAUGAUCUACGACUGGUAUGGAAACAAGGGUCCUAAUCAAAGUCUGUCAUCAAGGAAGUCAGGCAUGGGAACAUCCCCAUGAAGAAAGGGGACAUGAAUGAGGUUCAGAUGCAGGCUGAGUAGGGGGCCUGAGGGAUACCUCCUGGAGGACCUGCAGGUCCAGUUUCAGCCUGGCUGGACCCAUCACUUCCCCAUGGGAGCCCCUUAGGAUCAUCUCUCUGCUCACUGCCGCCCUCUCCCACCAGGUCUUCAACAGACGGACUGUCCUGUUCAACUGUUUCCAUCGUCCCCCCUUCCCACUCCUUUCAUCCCAGUAGUAUCUCAGGUGACAAAUUUUACACAGGUCAGUGAGACAAAAGUACACCUUUGCUCUGAAAAGAAACACUUAAGCUUUAAGUUAUUGUAAAUGAACAAAGAAUAAAAUCUGAGUUUUAAUCUUUA
Molecule: messenger RNA, 2150 nt
Organism: Sciurus carolinensis (gray squirrel)
Lineage: Eukaryota; Metazoa; Chordata; Mammalia; Rodentia; Sciuridae
Gene: Stbd1
Product: starch binding domain 1
Exons: 2
Coding region: 111-1148 (345 amino acids)
Cellular component (GO): membrane
Molecular function (GO): glycogen binding; starch binding
Source: RefSeq, a predicted model, not a curated record